AAAAUCUCAACAAAGUUGGAAACUUUUUCUGCAGGGGUUUAUCCCCUUAGCAGACUCACGGCAGCUGCGAACCCUAGCGAGUUUCUUGAACGUGACUCGCGAUUUGACUCGCCGAUGCUAUCGCCGACGAUCGGGCGACGCAGCAGAGAGAUCCUCCGGCCGGUUUUCGCGGGAGGCAAAACUGGGGAACAGAACAGAAGUUGGAGAUGAGAUUGAUGUGUCUCUUCAUCUCACCAUUGUUGAGAAACUGAAUCGUACAGGGUUUUGUGGGAAGGUCGGUCUCUCUAGCGGUAUCAAAACGACUGCAAACCCUUGCGAGUUUCUCCCACCUGACUCGCAAUCCAACUCGCUGACUCAAUGGGAUCCGGCGAGAGUACGAUCACCUCAUCUACCGAUCCGAAGACGGCGGAUUCCGACGCGGAAACUCGAAUCAAAGACGAUCCUUCAGAAUCUGAAGCCCUAAAAGAAGAUUCGGAUCAAUUUAAGGAAGGAGGCGAUGGCGAAGAAGAGGAGGAAGGAGAGUGCGGGUUUUGCCUGUUCAUGAAGGGAGGUGGAUGCAAGGAAAGCUUCAUAGCUUGGGAGAAUUGCAUAGAGGAAGCCGAGAAGAACAGCGAAGACAUCGUCACGAAGUGUAUGGAGGUCACGGCUUCGCUCAAGAAGUGUAUGGACGCUCACGCCGAUUACUAUGAGCCGAUUCUGAGGGCGGAGAAGGCUGCGGAGGAGGAGGCGAAGAAGGAGCUGGAACGAGAGAAGGCGGAGGAGGAGGCCAAAAAGGAAGCAGAGGGAUCGGACAAGAAAGCUGAAUCUUAGGUAACUUUAUGGUGUCUUGUUGAUUUGAGUACCAACAUUGAAUUUUUGGGGAAACUGUUUAUUAGGUAAAAGGGAUUUUCCUUGUUGGAUUCAUAGUAGUGAUAGGAUUUUGUCUCUUGAGAAUAAGCCGAUUGACUCGGAUCAAUUGUUCGUUGACACUGCAAAAAAUGAAUACUCAGAUUUUGAUACUGCGAUGUAAAAUGCCUAAAGUUCAUCACUUUCUUAAUGCCAAUGUAUGUUUCUAUGCAUCAAGGUGGAAUAUGCCAAAUAAAGAUGGUGCCUUUUUUUGUGAUU
Molecule: messenger RNA, 1104 nt
Organism: Tarenaya hassleriana
Lineage: Eukaryota; Viridiplantae; Streptophyta; Magnoliopsida; Brassicales; Cleomaceae
Exons: 2
Coding region: 358-810 (150 amino acids)
Source: RefSeq, a predicted model, not a curated record